Messenger RNA from Trachemys scripta elegans, 336 nucleotides. RefSeq names its product signal peptidase complex subunit 1-like. The coding region runs from base 16 to 321 and encodes 101 amino acids. The record is from RefSeq and is a predicted model, not a curated record. Gene Ontology annotation, cellular component: signal peptidase complex; endoplasmic reticulum membrane. Gene Ontology annotation, biological process: protein targeting to ER. Lineage: Eukaryota; Metazoa; Chordata; Testudines; Emydidae. The transcript has a single exon.
UCCGUCGCUAGCACCAUGCUGGACGUAUUCAGCUCCAUCCCCAUCCUGAUGGACUACAAGGGUCAAAAACUAGCAGAACAGAUGUUUCAAGGGCUCAUUCUUGUUUCUGCGGUAAUUGGUUUUAUCUAUGGCUACAUCGCUGAACAGUUUGGUUGGACUGUCUAUAUAGUUAUGGCUGGGUUUGCUUUAGCGUGCCUGCUAACACUCCCUCCAUGGCAUAUGUACCGCCACAAUCCUCUGAAAUGGCUACCUGUCCAAGAGUCGGGAACAGAAGAUAAGAAGCCAGCAGAGAGAAAACUGAAAAGGCAUACUAAAAGUUGAAGACUAUGAACCCUC